Molecule: messenger RNA, 2532 nt
Organism: Eimeria acervulina
Lineage: Eukaryota; Apicomplexa; Conoidasida; Eucoccidiorida; Eimeriidae
Product: zinc finger (C3HC4 RING finger) protein, putative
Exons: 13
Coding region: 1-2532 (843 amino acids)
Biological process (GO): positive regulation of transcription by RNA polymerase II
Molecular function (GO): transcription cis-regulatory region binding
Source: RefSeq, a predicted model, not a curated record
AUGUCUUCAUCCAAUGGAAAAGGUCCUGCCUUGCAGCAGCAGCAGCAGCAACAGCAGCAGCAGCAGCAGCAGCAGCACCAACAACAGCAGCAUGAGCAGCAGCAGCAGCUGCAGCAACGGCAACGCGAAGAACAACGACAACCAGUACAACAGAACCAUCAGCAGCAGCAGCAACAGCAGCAGCAGCAGCAGCAGCAGCAGCAACAGAAGCAGCAGCAAGACAGGCAAGGAAGAGGGAGACGAGGUCAGGCUGUCUCGCUGCCUGCUGCAGCAAUUCUAUCCUUCAGCCGCUACCGCCCCAAGCCGCAGCAGCAGCAGCAGCUUCCACCACGACCUCCGCAGCAGCAGAAACGAAGUGCAGCAGCAGCAGCAGCAGCAGCAGCAGCAGACAACGAACCUCAUGGCUUCUUGCUGGCAAAGUGUCGCGUCCUUGUGGGCCUGCAGCAGCAGCAGCAGCAGCAGCAGCAGCAGCAGCAGCAAGAGGAACACCCACUACCGCAGCUGCAAUACAUUAGAAAGCAUCGCUCUGAUGCUCUAGCUAUAUGCGGAACCUGCGCCUGCCGAAUGCUGAGUGUUGGGGGCCCUUCGCGAUGUCCGCUCUGUCAUCAACUGUUCGCCCCUAUUGUUGAGGGAAGCCGCUCUACCUUUUGUCUCGUUACUAGGCCUUCAAAAAGCCCUUAUAUAUAUUUAAGUGCUUCUUUUAUUGCUGCUGCUGCUGCUGCAGCAGCAGCAGCAGCUGCUGCUGCUGCUGCUGAGUCGCCUGGGGCGCUGGAGCAGGCUAAGGCGCUUGUUGCUGCUGUCGAGAAUGCUGCUGCUGCUGCUGCACUGCAGCAGCAGCAGCAGGAACAGCAGCAGCAGCAAAUCAACCUUCCUCCCCCAGAGUCCUCGUUUCAUGCAUUUUUUAACUCCGUCGCCUAUGUUGAGGAGCCCCAUCGAAUUUGGAUGGACCACCUCAGAACCCUCGAGGGGCGGAUGCUAAGUUGCCUUGAAGGACCUGAUGAAGACCCGGAGGCGGCGAGAGAGCUGCAAGAAGCCCUGCAUUUUGCAGGGGCUCUCGCAGACCGUGCGGCAGCAGCCAAAAGCAGCAGCAGCAGCAGCAGCAGCAGCAGCAGCAGCAGCCAAGCGGUGCAGCCUCUUAAGCCGUUGCAUGAGCGCAUGCAGGUCUUCACGAGGCUGCUGCAACUGCUGCAUGAACAGAGACUUAAGGGGUGCUGCUCCAAGCAGCAGCAGCAGCAGCAGCAGCAGCAGCAGCAGCUAGCGCUAGAAGGAGUAUCGGAGAGCAGCAGCAGCAGCAGCAGCAACAGCAGCAGCAAUGGUUUCUACUUUUAUCAGGCAGCAGACGGGCAGCCAAUAUUUCUUCACCCUUUCUGUUUUCAGCUGCUGCUGCACGAAGCAGGAGGGGACCCUUCUUUGCUGCCUCCCGUAUUAUAUGAUGUUAAGGUUGUCUCGCUGGAGUCAGUGCAGCAGCAGCAGCAGCAGCAGCAGCAGCGGCGGCGGCCGCAGCAGCAGCAGCAGCAGCAGCAGCAGCAGCAGCAAAGGCAGCAACGGCCCCUCAGGCUGUUAGAACAUCUCCCUCUAAACACUUCAGCCAGCCUUGCUGAAGUCGCCUUAGAUGGUUGGGUAUCUCCGGCGACGCUGCAGCAUUUUGAGGCUGGGCUGCGGCAGAGGGAGCAGCAGCGCAGGCAGCAGCGGCAGCGGCAGCUGCAGCAGGAAGCAGCAGCAGCACGGAGAGCAGCAGCAGCAGAAGCUGCUGCUGCUGCACUCAAUGCGCCUGCAGCAACAGCAGCAGUGCAGCAGCCGCCAGACGACCCCUCAGCCUUUCCCUCUCUGUCAGCGCCUACAGCAGCAGCAGCAGCAGACGCUGCUGCAGCAGCACCAGCAGCACCAGCAGCACCAGCAGCACCAGCAGCAGCAACAGCAGCAGCAGCAACAGCAGCAGGAAGGUCUUUUGCUGGUGUUGUUGCUUUUUCGCCUGACUUCAGAGAGGCUACGCCGGAGCAGCGGCAGCUGCACUUCCCUUCUCUUGCUGCUGCUGCUGCUGCUGCAGCAAACCCUAAACCCUCUAAGGCCAAACCAACUCGCGGCAGCAGCAGCAACAGCAGCAGCAACAGCAGCAGCAACGGCAGCAGCAACGCCUCUAGAACAAAUAGGAGGGGAUUUGCUGCUAACAAGCCAUCACCCCUCAGCCAUUUUUAUGGAGCUGCCUAUACACCUAAAAACUCAGAGCUGCCUAUACACCUCAAGUCAGAGCUGAAUGUAAACCUCAAGACAGAGCUGCCUGUACACCUCAAGUCAGAGCUGCCUGUACACCUCAAGACAGAGCUGCCUGUACACCUCAAGUCAGAGCUGCCUAUACGCCUCAAGUCAGAGCUGCCUAUACACCUCAAGGUUUACUUCUUGGAAGUCUUUGAGGUCAACGAUGCCGUCUUUAUUUCUGUCGAUUUCUUUGAAAAGUUUGCGGCAGUCGCUCUCUGUUGCGCAUAUGCUUCUUGCCUCAUAGAGCGCCUCCACGAACUCUCCGAAGUCAAUUAA